CCCUCACUCAUCAGCAUCAUCACCCUCGCUCGCUCACGUCGCGCAAACCACGCAAUUUUAAUUUUUUUUUCUUCGUUUUACCUUUUCCCCUCUCCCUAAGCUCCCGGCAGCUCGUACGGGAAUAUACAAAGAGGAAGAGCAAAAGGCAGUCGAUGGCUCGGUGAGGUUAAUCAGCCUAGCUUCGCUGCGAAGGAGCUGCUUCUCGUCUUGCUGAAAUCCCCGCGCCCGAUCCUACGAAACUGCCCUUCCCCUGCGAGCAAAAGGGCCCAGAGCUCAUAGGCUCUCUUUUGUUUCUUUCUCCCUGCGCAGAGAGAGGGCCUCGGGGUGUGAUCUAGCUGGCUGGCUCUCUCUACCCUGCGGGUGGGCGAACGCUAGGUUGAUAGACGGGACAAGGACAGGACAAGGACAAGAACAAGGGCAGGCAGGCGGACAAGCAUCAUGGCUCCGACCGCGGCUGCGGCUACGUCGCCCCCGCCGUCCAUAGCGCUCGCCGCCGCGCCAGCGCCUAGGAAGGACACGAAGCAGGCAAAGGGCGAGCCGGACGGAGCGGCGGCGCAGGGGCGGCCGGUGGCAGCGUCGUCGAAGCGCGACUACAAGGGCUUCGUGGCGGGCGUGUUCAGCGGUAUUGCCAAGCUGACAGGUAAGAUACAGACUCCCUUUCCCCCUUCCUUUACUGCAUCUCUUCAGUCAUUUGCUUGUUUCUUCGAGAAAGCGAGAAACCCGCGCGCGCUGGAAGUGGGAUGGGCCAAGGCACAUUCCAUAUUAUACCUCAUCGAAACCGAUUCAACGGGGCUGACAUCAAGGCGUGUGUUUGCUUCACGACGCGUACAGUCGGCCAUCCCUUCGACACGGUCAAGGUGCGCCUGCAGACGACGGACGCGGGCCGCUUCUCGGGCCCGCUGCAGUGCGUGGCGCAGACGGUGCGCAACGAGGGCGUGCGCGGGCUGUACAAGGGCGCCACGCCGCCGCUCGUCGGGUGGAUGUUCAUGGACUCGGUCAUGCUCGGCUCCCUGGCCGUGUACCGCCGCCUCAUGGCGCAGCACGUCUUUGGCGCCGCGUCGUGGGCCCCCGGCGCGGGCGACGGCUCCGGGUUCGGGUUCAGGGCGCUGCUGGGAAUAUGGCCGCCCUACGCAUCGUCGUCGUCGUCGUCGUCGUCGUCGUAUCUGCCCCCGCUGGGCCACGGCCUCGCGGGCAUCCUCGCCGGCUCGACCGUCAGCUUCAUCGCCGCGCCCGUUGAGCACGUCAAGGCGCGGCUUCAGAUCCAAUACGCGGCGCGCAAGUCGGAGCGCCUGUACUCGGGCCCGCUCGAUUGCGUGGCCAAGAUCUACCGGCACCACGGCGUGCGCGGGCUGUACCACGGCCUGACGGCGACGCUGCUCUUCCGAGGCUUCUUCUUCUUCUGGUGGAGCAGCUACGACGUGCUGUCGCGCGCCCUGCGCCGCCACACGUCGCUGUCGGCGCCCGCCAUCAACUUCUGGGCCGGCGGGCUCAGCGCCCAGGUCUUCUGGCUGACGAGCUACCCGAGCGACCUGGUCAAGCAGCGCAUCAUGACGGACCCGCUCGGCGGCGGGCUCGGCGACGGAGCGAGGAGGUUCCCCCGCUGGAGGGACGCGGCCGUCGCCGUGUGGAGGGAGGGCGGCUGGAGGGCCUACUGGAGGGGGUUCUUGCCGUGCUUCCUGAGGGCGUUUCCGGCCAACGCCAUGGCGCUGGUCGCGUUUGAGGGCGUCAUGAGGACACUGCCUUAAGAGG
Purpureocillium takamizusanense is the source of this 1749-nucleotide messenger RNA. RefSeq lists its product as uncharacterized. The record is from RefSeq and is a predicted model, not a curated record. Bases 741 to 1745 code for a protein of 334 amino acids. Gene Ontology annotation, molecular function: transmembrane transporter activity. NCBI's taxonomy places the organism in Eukaryota, Fungi, Ascomycota, Sordariomycetes, Hypocreales, Ophiocordycipitaceae. Gene Ontology annotation, biological process: transmembrane transport. The transcript has a single exon.